AUGAAGCGAUUCGAGGAACUUGUGCGGGCUGGGGCCACAGCACUACCCCGGCUGGCCGUUGAGCCCAGAGGCCUGGAGGCUGGCCGAGGCGCUGUCUCGCCUACUCCAAGAGGCGGCCGACGCAGCGGGCCGACGGCCCAGGAAGAACGCGAGAGGCACCCCAUGGUGGAACGAUCAGUGCGGCACGGCAGAGGUCCAGACUGCCCGGCGGGAGCUGCGCCGGGCGGCGACCAGGUCUUCGAGACCCAGACGGAAAAGGCAAACGCGCUCCGAGUCGAGAUCCUAGAAAGGCGCGGGGCCGCGGACGACAUCCGGACCCCUGGGCCCCAGAGGUGCUGGCCCCAGGAGGACUCUCGACUGCAGCGUCACGCUCGCGGAUGCGGCAUGCGCCUGCACCUCUACGGGCAACACCUCCCGGGGAUCGACGGCAUCACGGUCCGAAUGCUGCGUCGCGUCUGGAACCACAUCGGCGAGGCGGGCGCCUUUGACACGGUUCUGCGGAACCGGCUCCUCCUACGCCUACGGAACAGGGCUGGCCAACAAACCUGGUCCGGUGGGCAGGCUGCUAUGGAGCAGAGAUCGGCCAGAAUACGGCUCGAGGAUAUAACGACGCCGACAACCCCCCUGACGUGCGGGCUGCCACAGGGCUCCCCGGCCUCCCCGAUUCUCUUCCUCCUCUAUACAGUGCCCAUCUACUCGAUAGGGGAACCGAACUCGCGCUUCGGCUACGCAGAUGACGUGGCCACCUGA
Hirsutella rhossiliensis is the source of this 750-nucleotide messenger RNA. Its product is annotated as reverse transcriptase (RNA-dependent DNA polymerase) domain-containing protein. The record is from RefSeq and is a predicted model, not a curated record. The coding region runs from base 1 to 750 and encodes 249 amino acids. The transcript is spliced from 4 exons. NCBI's taxonomy places the organism in Eukaryota, Fungi, Ascomycota, Sordariomycetes, Hypocreales, Ophiocordycipitaceae.